This is a messenger RNA of Molossus molossus (Pallas's mastiff bat), 3772 nucleotides long. RefSeq names its product cyclin dependent kinase 5 regulatory subunit 1 (gene CDK5R1). Gene Ontology annotation, molecular function: cyclin-dependent protein serine/threonine kinase activator activity; protein kinase binding. The transcript has a single exon. The record is from RefSeq and is a predicted model, not a curated record. NCBI's taxonomy places the organism in Eukaryota, Metazoa, Chordata, Mammalia, Chiroptera, Molossidae. Bases 81 to 1004 code for a protein of 307 amino acids. Gene Ontology annotation, biological process: brain development; activation of protein kinase activity; positive regulation of cyclin-dependent protein serine/threonine kinase activity. Gene Ontology annotation, cellular component: protein kinase 5 complex; cytoplasm.
CUCGGUGAGCUGUUUGUUCCCUCGGGCCGGCAGGCUGGGCGCGCAGGGGCGCGGGCCCCCGCCCGGCGCGCAGCGGCACCAUGGGCACCGUGCUGUCCCUGUCCCCCAGCUACCGCAAGGCCACGCUGUUUGAGGAUGGCGCGGCCACCGUGGGCCACUACACGGCCGUGCAGAACAGCAAGAACGCCAAGGACAAGAACCUGAAGCGACACUCCAUCAUCUCCGUGCUGCCGUGGAAGAGGAUCGUGGCCGUGUCGGCCAAGAAGAAGAACUCCAAGAAGGUGCAGCCCAACGGCAGCUACCAGAACAACAUCACGCACCUCAACAAUGAGAACCUGAAGAAGUCGCUGUCGUGCGCCAACCUGUCCACAUUCGCCCAGCCCCCACCGGCCCAGCCGCCUGCCCCCCCUGCCAGCCAGCUCUCGGGCUCCCAGACCGGGGUCUCCUCCUCGGUCAAGAAGGCCCCGCACCCUGCCAUCACCUCCGCAGGGACGCCCAAACGGGUCAUCGUCCAGGCGUCCACCAGCGAGCUGCUGCGCUGCCUGGGCGAGUUUCUCUGCCGCCGGUGCUACCGCUUGAAGCACCUGUCCCCCACGGACCCUGUGCUCUGGCUGCGCAGCGUGGACCGCUCGCUGCUUCUGCAGGGCUGGCAGGACCAGGGCUUCAUCACGCCGGCCAACGUGGUCUUCCUCUACAUGCUCUGCAGGGACGUGAUCUCCUCCGAGGUGGGCUCCGACCACGAGCUCCAGGCGGUGCUGCUGACCUGCCUGUACCUCUCCUACUCCUAUAUGGGCAACGAGAUCUCCUACCCACUCAAGCCCUUCCUGGUGGAGAGCUGCAAGGAGGCCUUUUGGGACCGCUGCCUCUCCGUCAUCAACCUCAUGAGCUCCAAGAUGCUGCAGAUCAACGCUGACCCACACUACUUCACACAGGUGUUCUCCGACCUGAAGAAUGAGAGUGGCCAGGAGGACAAGAAGCGGCUCCUUCUAGGGCUGGAUCGGUGAGCCCUGUAGCACGCAUCAUGGCUCAAGGAUUCAAUUCAUUUAAACAAAUUUAUUAUUAAAUCAGAUUUUAUGUACAGUAUGUGUCUAGCAAAGCCACCAAGGGCCUCUCCCGGCUCACCUUCUGUCCUUGGGGUUUUCUGCAGCCCUACCAAGAACUCUGGGCACUUUUGAACUCCUGAACCUUGCGCAAAACCUGGAAGAUGUAUUCAGAGCCACCCAGGUCCCCGACCUUCUACUUGGGGGAAUUCAAAGGACUGACUUGCCUCUGCCUCCUGCGCCCUUGCUGUACCAGGGCAGGUGAGGCUGUCCGUUGCUCCCUGCACGGGAGCUGGAGAGGGGCCUCUGGCCAGUUGACCCAGGGAGGAAUUGGCGCUGCUGGUUGGGGGGCCCUUUUCUGGCUCCUGUUUUGGGUUGUUCAUUCUCUCAGAGGCUGGAGCAGCCACCCUGACUGAGCCACACAUGGGAUUCCGGGGCAGAUGCCUCUUCAAUCAAGGAGAAGCCAGCCUGGUGCAAAGGUUGUGUCCUGUUUGGCCGCGCACAACCCUGAUUUGUUCUCUUUUCCUUUUUAGGGAGAAGGGCUUUCCUUUAGUGGAGACACGGACCUUGUCCGUCAGUCCCCUUGUCCCCUGCUCCCAGCCGUGUUGGUUAAUGAGCUGGUUUAACUCAUUAAGUUCUUUUAUUUUGGGUCCCAGCUAAAAAGGUGGGGUGAAGCUGGGGACAACUCCUUUCUGGGGUGAGUGUUUCAUUAGGAUACAGCAGCUUAGUCACCCUGUGGUGAAGGCCAGGACAGCUGCAGGUGCCCAUUAUCAACAGCUUGCCUUCUGGGCAGGUAGGGGUGCCAUGCUUGACACUGAGCCAGUGCCCACCUAAGGGCUAAGGCCUCUUCUUGCUGGUGCACAUGAUAUCUUUUCUGCAGAGCUGGGGUGUGGGAUGUGGCAAUGAUGUACCCCCACCCCCACCCCUUUUAAUUUAGCGCUGUUUCCAAACAGUUCAGUUUCUUCUGAAGAGAAGCCUUGCCCCACACGGCCCAGUGCGACAGCUGGAUCUUGGAGACAAUUACAAGCUGGGAGCAGGACUCCUGAUUGCUUUGGAAGCUGAUUCUACAACUGAUCACUUGCAGCUGCUGGUUUUGGUUUCCACUUGAGUGGCUGUAAAAACACAUGAUGUGUACUUAAUCAAUUUUCUUUCUAAUUCUCCUAGAUUGGUGGCUUGGGACUUGGGAGAGGACCAAGAGAAGGCACUGAGUCUUCCUCCACGGCCCAUCACUCUGGCUUUAGGGAACAAAGACCAGUGUGAAGGCUACAGAGAAUUCUCUUCCCAGUCUGGGGGGCUGGGGUGGAGGCCGAGGAUCGGUUUACGUAGGAUUAGGUCCCAGGUGGCUGCCGAUCUCAGCACAAGCACUACUGAAGUUCACGUGAAAAAGAGCAAGCUGUGAAAUUGAGGUCCAGGUUUAAGAGGCCUGGAGCAGAGCCCACAGCCCGUGGCAUGGCCGCGCGCGUGUGGGAGAGCAUUUGCUCCAGCUGCGCCUGGAGGCCUGUGCCGAGCCCGUCCGGGGCUGCUGGACAGUCAGAUGCAGAGCUGGCAGCGACCCGGCUGCGGCGCCCCGUCUGCUGGAGCUGCCCCUCGGCCUGUCUGGCUGGCCUGCUGCCACGUGUGACCUGAGGUAGGAGGCCCUCGGGGGCAGCGGGCCCGGUGGCGUGGAAGAGGGUGGUUCGAUGCCGCAUCUCAAGAGGAGGGGCACGUGUUUGCAGCCACUUGUUCGGCUAGCUGAACUUGGCCUGAAACUGUGCCGUUAAGUCCCAUCCAUAGGAUUCCAGUUUUGUGUGUUUCCUUCUCUUUCUCCAUAUUUAUUUUUUUAUUUUUUGGAGGAGGUGCAAAUUUCAGGAGUGGCUGGGGACUAAGGAAAUGACUCUCAUUCCAUCAAUGUGAAGCCUGUCGUGUGCUCCUCCCUCCCCUUGCACUGGUCAUCAGUAUUGUGUAAAGGAACUGAUACACUUGAGUGUGCAAGCAAUGAACCCAUUUGACAUGCUGCUAUGAAGACUACUUUUAGAACAUCAAAAACAGAAAAAAAAACCUGACAAAAAGAAAAAAAAGAAAAAAACACACACCCUUUAUUCUUUAGUUGUCGCUUUUGCAGUGAAGUCGUGCAUGCAGACCAGGCGCAUUUUGUCUUAAGAAAAACCAUCUUAGAGCAGAUGGCUGUGAGCGUUACACCGUGCACAGAGCAAGUCACAGGAAUAAUCGUUCCGGAUUUGGUUUUUCUCUUCCUUGUAAAGCUGAAGGGUUGAUACAUUCUUUCCAUGCAGUUAUUAGAAGUUAGUUUCGUUCCAGCAGUUGUUAAAACUUGCAAUGAAAAAGAAAACGUGCCAUUUUCUUCACUCGGAAUUUUUCAUAGCUGUAUAUUUGAAACUGCUAAUUACACAACGUGCGAUGUAUGUUGUUUUUUUAGUGCAAUUUCUUCUGUAGCUAUUCUUUGACCAAACUGUGGGUAUUGUUAAUAUUAAUUUAUAUUUGUCUCAUUUUGUAUGUAUGUGUAGUGUGUUUGUAAGUAUGUGUGGUUUAUAAUCUGACAAGGUCAUGAAGCUCAGUUUGGCUGUAAUUUAAUUCCCCUUCCCUUAUUUUUAUUUAUUUUUGUACGUGCUGAUUAAAUAAAAUGCACUGACCAUCCAUUACAUAGACCUGUUUUGUGGGCGCAUCAUUCCUGAGCAAGCUGGGGGACUUUUUAUAAAUGACUUGUGCACUCAGAGCCUAAAUGCAUUUGUGUUGUG